Prosopis cineraria is the source of this 1561-nucleotide messenger RNA. Its product is annotated as mitogen-activated protein kinase kinase kinase 5-like. Gene Ontology annotation, biological process: protein phosphorylation. The coding region runs from base 10 to 1404 and encodes 464 amino acids. Gene Ontology annotation, molecular function: ATP binding; protein kinase activity. The transcript is spliced from 9 exons. Lineage: Eukaryota; Viridiplantae; Streptophyta; Magnoliopsida; Fabales; Fabaceae. The record is from RefSeq and is a predicted model, not a curated record.
UUCAGAUUAAUGCGUUAUUUUAUGACGCUACUUACUGGAGAUGUGCUGAUCGGCUGCCUGCUGAUAGCGAGAAAUCUUGAGCUAGAAUCCUGGAUGAAAGAAGACAGAAGCAAAAUAGAUGAUCUGUCUGUGAUCGAUGAGUUUAUAGCAAUGCCGGUUGCACCGGUUUUACAGUUAGGAGUGAUGGUGAUGGAUGCCCGGAGACAUCGCCGGUUUUCCUCACGAGAGUUUCUCUUGCUUUCCGAACUUGCAAAUACUGCAAGUUCUGCUUUGGACUUCUUAGUUGCCAAAUCCUCACCCCGUGUAAAAGCACGCUUUAAGUUUCAUCUGCUUUUUACCACCGGCUUAAUCUACGGCUUAAUCUCUCGCUUAAUCUCCGGCUUUCAGGGCAGUAAACUAGAACAAGAUCAUAACAGCCCCACCGAAGCGACUACCUUGAACACUGAGUUGGUUGAUCAACAGAAUUAUGAUAAAGCUGCUAAUUCAAUCUCUUCUACAACCAACUUUACUCAACGGGAAAUAGAGGAUCUUAUUGGCCCUGUUUCUUCUUUGAACACUGAGUUGGUUGAUCAACAGAAUCAUGGUAAUGUUGCUCUUUCAAUCUCUUCUACAUCGAAUUUUAGCCAUUGGGAAAUAUCGGACCCCCCUAUAGGGGAUGGUGGAUUUGCAUUUGUUCGUGUUGCCUAUAACAGAGUAACAGGAGACUUAUGUGCAGUAAAGACACUUAAAGACCCUGACAAUCUUGAGAAAGCAAGGUCUCUAAUUAAGGAAAUCAGGAUUCUCAGCCAACUAGACCAUCAAAACAUAGUAAAGUAUUAUGGCAGUGGAAGUGUUGGAAACCAGAUAUACGUAUUCAUGGAAUACGUGGAAACUGGUACACUGACGAAUUACAUUAGUGAACAAGGUCCUUUCCAUGAACGUUUAGUUCGAGAUACCUCUAUACAAAUUCUCUCUGCGUUGGCUUACUUACAUGGCAAAAGACUAGUCCACAGGGAUAUCAAGCCCGAUAACAUACUCGUUGAUUCCUACGGCUUUGUAAAGCUCAUUGACUUUGGUUUGGCUAAGCGUGUAGAUGAAUCUGUGGGCAAUCACUCGGGAACUUCACAUUAUGCAUCUCCAGAGACUAUUCUUAAGCAAGAAUAUAGCAGCUUGAGUGAAGCUUGUGCCGCUGAUAUAUGGAGCCUCGGCUGUGUAAUCAUUGAAAUGUUCACAGGGAAGCGUCCUUGGCCUGAUCUUAAUUGGUUCCAGGUGAACCGUGCAGUAUGUUUGAACAACCGAGAUCCUGAAAUACCCGAAGAUUUGUCGACGGAGGGCAAAGAGUUUCUCGAAUUAUGCUUCCAGAGAAAUCCAGCCAAGCGGCUAUCAGCUGCAGCAUUACUGCAACAUCCAUUCGUGUCUCACUGAAAGCACAAAUCUGCAUAAAGAGAAUCUUACAGAUGGAAGAAGAAAGAGAAAAGAGAAUUGUGAUGGUGGGUAGAUGGCUGCUGAUUUGCCAACUUUUACAGGGAAAUAACUUCAAAUAGAUCUCAACAUAUUUGGCUAGCACUUUUUUUUAAUUAUU